This is a messenger RNA of Cetraspora pellucida, 719 nucleotides long. The record is from the annotation of a GenBank genome assembly. Lineage: Eukaryota; Fungi; Glomeromycota; Glomeromycetes; Diversisporales; Gigasporaceae.
AAGUUUGGGAACUAUUUGAAUUUUUGAAUCCUACUUUAAAAUUACCUGAACGUCGAACCUUAGAUGGAAGAAUUUUAAAUAAAGAAGUAAAGAGACUUGAAGAUAACAUAGUGAUAAAGCUUAAAAAUAAUUCAGUUGGACCAACGCUUGCCUUUGAUGGUUGGACCAACGGAAUGGAUAUUAGUGGUGAAAGAGAAAGGUGGAGAGAAGUUAUAGAAAAAAUCGAAUUAAUGUUUAGUGAAAUUAUUCAAAUGGGAGUAAAGCUAAUUGCAGUCGUUUGUGAUAGUGCAUCUUUUUAUGCUGCUGCAAGAGAUUUACAAAAUGAAUUUUAUAAGAAAUAUAUUUCAUUAGUGGUUGGUAAUGAUACACGGUGGAACAGUUAUUUGGAAUGUUUUCGUUCAUUACUUAAGUCAAAGUCUGCAUUAAGGACACUCGCUUCUAAGUUUGACCCUCUUGAACCGUUAGAUGAUGAUUCUUUAUAUCUUCCAGAAAAUAUUACAUCAAUUCUUUUAGAUGAAAGUUGGUGGCACGUAUUACAAAAACUUGCUAACAUUUUAACGCCUUACGGUAUUAUUAUCGAUCUUUUUCAAAAAGACAAGGCACGUUUGCAUGAGGUCUUACACAGAUUUGGUUAUUUCGUGGAAUUUUGGAAAAGAUAUGAAGAUUUGGAAUUUGGCCAACAAAUAUUAAAUAGAUUAGAAUCAAGAUGGAGAGAAUAG